AUGAUGCUGGCCUUCAUCCCGGGGUUUGGAAUUGGAUCAAAGGUGCACCUUCUGGUGUCUGCACUGGCCGCCGGCGGCGCCGUCCCAAACAUGUCGCUCGAAACAGGUCAUUCCUUCAUGGGCUCAGCCGUUGGGGGCUUGAUGACUGCUUCAGCCUACGGCUGGUGGUGCGGCCUGAGGCCCCUCAUCCUCUUGGACUUGAUUGCACCACUUGUCCCUCUAGGCCACGCCGUCGGGAAGAUCGGCUGCUUCCUGUCUGGAGACGGUUGCUUCGGACCGCGAACGAGAGCAGAUGCUCCAUGGGCGAUGUCCUUUCCGAACGGCUUAGUGCCAACGAGAGACCCGGUGCAUCCAACUCCACUUUACGAGAGCACUCUUUCGAUGGCGCUCUUCUUGUUCCUCCACUUUGCCGUCGCGCUACCCCGAAAGGGUGGCUCUGAGCGUCGUGUAGGGGUCCGGAGUGCCUUGACGCUCUCCCUUUACGGUCUGGAGCGGAUGGUCGUCGAGCCUUUCCGGAGGCAUCCUCCCAGCGAGUAUUUGCUGGGCCUGACAGAGUACCAAUUCCUAGCGGAGCCUGGCUUGCAAGCAGCCGGUGUCGAAGAAUGUCUGCAUCGUGUCCUCUUUCAUCUUACGCUCCGUUCGAUGGACCUCCAAAUUGAAGAAGUCGUAUUUUCCCAUGAUGUACCGAGUUCAAUUCAAAAGAUUUCAGACGUUUUUUUGCAUCGCCUGACUUUGUAUGCAUUUCCAGUGUGGCAAAGCAUCUCUUCACCGUGA
Molecule: messenger RNA, 774 nt
Organism: Symbiodinium natans
Lineage: Eukaryota; Dinophyceae; Suessiales; Symbiodiniaceae
Source: the annotation of a GenBank genome assembly